GCGCGGGCCCCGGCCAGUGCGCGGCGGGCUUGGGGUGCCGCGCGGUAGCGCACCCUCCUGCGCCCCGGCGGCCGGCUCGCUGCAGCGCUUUCCUUCGGUGCAGAACGAGCCCCAGGCACCCCGGCGGGCCGCACACUUCUCUUCCCCGGUGGAUGAGGUCGUCUGCAGAUCCAGGCUGGGCCUUAUGGGCCGCCCAGGUGGAGUGGGACUUCCCGGUCAUCCUCUGCUCCCGACGCUCAGCCUCCCCAGCCGCUGUCCACCACCCCCCUGCUGAGGGGCUGCAGAGUGCUGGAUCACUCAGGAUCUGCUGGAUCACUCAGGAACUGACCGAACCCAACUGCCCUGGUGCCCGGUGCAGAAAGGUCUGGUGUCGGGUGGUGGACCAGCUAUAGUGGCAAGAAGAUGAGCUAAGCAACUAACUCAAUUACGCGAUUGUGUGUAACGGCCCAAUGAGCACAGGAAUCUUCCCCGUGGGGACAGAAUAUAUUGGAUUUUCCAGUCAUAUUGGACCGUUAAACUAUUCCUCGGCACCCACUUUGGGACAUGCUACUAGAGUGCCGUUCUCCAUUUCAAGCCGCCUUUGCAGUCUUGAUAAAUGCGAACUGACAACUCGCAAGGUCAUGAGAGAAGAGAAAUCAUGACUGCCUGAAGCCUGGAAGCCCGCCCUUAAUUAAGGAAAAUCCUCCAUCAUUGUUUGAAAUGCUGAGAAAGUUGUUGCGAAGGAGACUUUUCUCUUAUCCCACUAAAUACUACUUCUUGCUUCUUGUUUUUUCCCUUGUCACCUUCUCUGUUUUAAGAAUUCAUCAGAAGCCCGAAUUUGUAAGUGUGGGGCAUUUGGAGCUGGUGGGGGAGAAUCCUAAUAGUAAUAUUAACUGCACCAAAGUUUUACAGGGUGAUGUAGAUGAAAUCCAAAAGGUACAGCUUGAAAUUCUAACCGUGAAAGUUAGGCAGCGCCCUCGAUGGACAACCAGUGACUAUAUAAACAUGACCAGAGAUUGUAACUCAUUCAUCAAGAGGCGCAAAUAUAUCGUUGAACCCCUUAGUAAGGAAGAGGCAGAGUUUCCCAUUGCCUAUUCCAUAGUGGUUCAUCACAAAAUCGAGAUGGUUGACAGGCUCCUGAGGGCCAUCUACAUGCCUCAGAAUUUGUACUGCAUUCACGUGGACAAAAAAUCCGAGGAGUCCUUUCUGGCCGCGGUGAUGGGCAUUGCCUCCUGCUUCAGUAAUGUCUUCGUGGCCAGUCAGCUGGAGAGUGUGGUAUAUGCCUCAUGGAGCCGGGUCCAGGCCGACCUCAACUGCAUGCAGGAUCUCUACCAGAUGAGUGCACACUGGAAGUACUUGAUAAAUCUUUGCGGUAUGGAUUUUCCUAUUAAAACCAACCUGGAAAUUGUCCGGAAGAUCAACUCGUUAAUGGGUGAAAACAACCUAGAGAGCGAGAGAAUGCCAUCCAAUAAAAAAGAAAGGUGGAAAAAGCAUUAUACAGUUGUUAAUGGGAAGCUGACCAACACGGGAACUGACAAAACGCACCCCCCUCUCGAAACACCUCUGUUUUCAGGCAGUGCCUAUUUUGUGGUCAGCAGGAAGUAUGUGGAGUACGUGCUGGAGAAUGAAAAAAUCCAGAAGUUUAUGGAGUGGGCAAAAGACACAUACAGUCCUGAUGAGUAUCUCUGGGCCACUAUCCAGAGGAUCCCCGAAGUCCCCGGCUCGCUGCCCUUAAGCCAGAAGUAUGACAUGUCUGACAUGCAUGCCAUCGCGAGGUUCGUCAAGUGGCAGUACUUUGAAGGUGAUGUUUCCAAGGGUGCCCCCUACCCGCCCUGCAGCGGGGUCCAUGUGCGCUCCGUGUGUGUUUUCGGAGCAGGUGACCUGAACUGGAUGCUACGCAAGCACCACUUGUUCGCCAACAAGUUUGACACCGACAAUGACCUCUUUGCCAUCCAGUGUCUGGAUGAGCAUCUGAGACAUAAAGCCCUGGAGACAUUGAAACAUUGACUCUUCGUUGUAGGCAACUUGAGAAGUAAGACACAUGUGUGAAGCGCACCCCCUCUGACUCUUCCAUCUUGCUAAUACACAUCAGAGAAACUAUAGGGGAUGCUCUUUGGGGGGUGGAGGGGACUCCUGCUGCGCCCGUCCUCCGAGCUAUGCGGCUUUGGAGCACAGUGGGUUCGAAAGGUUAUAGCAUCAAAUAUUGACCUAGACUUAGCGUGGGGCCAGGGGAGGCGGUGAGUGGCCCAGGUGGCUGGGGGAAGACACAGUACAAAAACCAGCCUGUUAAAGAGCUCAGGGACUUAACAAAAUGAUUUCGUCUGUGCCAAAAUUCCUUCGAGAGCUUUAAAUAUGACAGUUUUCUUGAUUUGAAUAAAUUUAUAGCAACAACCGAGUGUAAGGAUAUAGUUUAUCCUGCAGGAUUUGUUCGGUGAAAUAGAAAUUGGACUUUAAGUGAUCGUUGUGAAUACUUUAUUGCUAUAACGUUAUGCAGUGUAAUUGUAUAUCAGUAUGUGUCAUCUCAGGGAACUUGAAAAAGUGGGCUUGAUUGAUCGUGAAUCUGACUAAUUUUCCCUUCUAACAAUGGAUAGAUGUUUUUUAAAACAACAAAAAAAGUGGCGAUGUUUAGUUGAUUCUGUGAAUCAUCUUAGCUUAUUAGAAAAGAUAUCUUAGGUUAUUUAAAAAGUUAAGAUAUCUUUGUUGUUAUAAUGUCUACAGAGAAACACUCAAUUUUUCCAAAUAUUUUUCUCUACUUUUUCCCCCUGGUCUCCUCAGACCCUGUUAUCAAACUGUACUGUAUAAAAACUUGUGUUCAAGGGCGCCUGGGUGGCUUAGUCGGUUGAGCAUCCGACUUCGGCUCUGGUCAUGGUCUCAUAGUUC
Molecule: messenger RNA, 2859 nt
Organism: Hyaena hyaena (striped hyena)
Lineage: Eukaryota; Metazoa; Chordata; Mammalia; Carnivora; Hyaenidae
Gene: GCNT1
Product: glucosaminyl (N-acetyl) transferase 1
Exons: 5
Coding region: 700-1986 (428 amino acids)
Cellular component (GO): membrane
Molecular function (GO): beta-1,3-galactosyl-O-glycosyl-glycoprotein beta-1,6-N-acetylglucosaminyltransferase activity
Source: RefSeq, a predicted model, not a curated record